CAACAACAAUGUUUAUGUAACCAAAAACUGCUAGUUUCUAUUGUAAAACUACGUUGCAUCAGGUAUUCGCGUUAGAGAAUUAAGUGUUUAGUUCAUUCGUUCACUGCGCACUCGAAUUUGAGUGACUUCGGAACCUCGAGUAAGGAAUACGUAUGAAACAGUAAGGAAAUCCACCGCCAAAACCUCUUGUCGGCUGCUUCGAUUGUUCACUACCUGCUUGUCAACGGGCAAGAUGGAAAUGCAGGAGAUGACAACGUUCCAACUGCCGGAUGAAAUUGUCCAGCCAUACGCAAUAUCCUGCGCUGGGGAUAUGCUAGUGGUCAGCUGCAAGGAGGAGACGUUCGUGUUGCGGCUGAAGUACAAACCAUUCUCGGAGGAUGGUGCCAUCAACUAUGUGCUUUCACGAUUCAAAUGUUCCUCCGCCCGGCCAACCGGUCAACUGUUGACACACGAAACCAACCUCUACAAUGCCAGUGAUACUGAGCAGCGGAAAAUAAUUAUGCUCGAUCAAACGCUCAUUCCGAACAUUACAAAAGUUUACAUAAACAACGUGCAAUCAUGGAUAUCACCACCGGGAGCAAUUCCGGACAGCGCCAACGGACAUCUUAUAGCGAACCUUACCAACAUGGGCCAGUUGACGAUCUACCGACAAGAUGAACAAUGGAUAUCGAGUUGGAACAUGUAUGUCGAUGUUUCUGCAGCAUGGAUUAAGCAUAUUUACAAAGGAGAAGCAAUCGAACAGUUUGAGCAACUGCGAACGAUGGCAUCGGAAAUCAUAAUCACGUCCUUCUGCUGGCAGGACGCUGCAAACAGUUCAUUUGCGCCAUAUUUUGCCUUCGGUACUAAGUCUGGAAAGAUUGUGAUUUGCUCUCUGUCCGAAGCAGGGCCUCAGAUAGAGGAUGUUUAUCAGUAUGAGGAAGCAGCGUCUGUGCUAAAGUACAACGCUGAAAAAAACUUCCUUCUGGUGGGUGGACGAAGUGGUCAGGUAACUUUGUUCCGAUGCAACAAAAAUAUUCGACGCGUUGCCACUUUCUUGGACGAAGAUCUCACAGCCUCCAUUUUGGAAUAUGAACUGGAAAGUAUUAACGAUCAUCUACUGCUGCUCGUUGUGAAGGGUUCGUUUCUACUGGCCCUGCAUAUUAAUUUAAAUGCCAAAAUAUUAGGCACAGGAGUAUUGAAUUUGGAACACUUUAUGAUUACCGGUUUGAAGCAGCUUGAAAAGGGAAGAUAUAUCGCCUGCACAAUGGAAGGGGCCAUUUUCCUGGUCGUCAUCGAUCGUACGCACCAUGGAGAGUUAAAAUUUCGCUGUGAGCAAAUCAAAACGGAUAUCAACGUCGCCUCGUACGCGCUGUAUGGCGUAACAGCGACGCGCACCCGCGCCUGCUGGCUUUUCCUGGGUUUUCCCUCGAGACGAUACGACCAUUUAUCACUCCGCACGCCCACUUGCGUGUUCUUCACCAAGUUUACAAUGCGUCAGGCACUGGAAGUGUUGCAGAGCAACCAAACGCUCAAGAUGACCGACCACUACGAUGCGGCAGAAGUUGCACGCUACAAUAUGAGUAAAAAUCCGGACACUUUCAAUCAGCUCGAAUCGGUCGUGCUUCAUCCGGAGCUGGACACGGCCUUUUGCUACCAGCUGAAGCUGCAGUUAAUUUACCUCGGUGCGAAAAUGACACACCAGAGCCGACGAAACAAGCAAACCACGGAAAUCCUGCACAAUCAGCUACAGUUUCUGUGCACCAUGAUCGAAGUUAUCAACGCCGCAAACGUGCUGUGCUAUUUGGCGGAGAUCGCCAAGUGUAAAUCGUCACUGAAUCCGCUGCAGCAGAAUGCCGUACUGUGCUUACGAAAUUUCAUCGACAACAUAGUGGAAGAUGCUUUCCCGGGCGAUUACGAGUAUGUGCACCAGGGGCUGAAAGCGAAGCUAUCGAAUGUACUGAGUAAGACGUCCACUCUUCCCACGAUUCCGUACGAGGUAUGUAAUUUCUGCGACGCAGAGAUGGCACCGGGCCGAAUCACGUGCCGGAAGGACCAUCCGGUGUUCCGGUGUGUAACGACAAAAAUCCAAAUCCCCCUGGACGGGGACGAGAUUACGUGCGAAAUGUGUCAACGGUAUUCGCUCAAGUUGUCCAUGCUCAGUUUGGUGUUUGAAGAUCAAAAGCUUUGGAGUAUGAAGUGUCCCAUUGAUUAUCGAAAUUGUUGCCUUUGUGAUGUUCCGUUUAGGAGCACUAGCUAGGUGUCUAUAUCUAAAAACCUGAGAUCAAAUAAUUUUAUUUUACAUACGAAUUAUUUUCAAGAUAAAUAAAACAAUCUUUAACUCUUAUGUCUACCAAGCUUUCGAAUCCAAAAGCAAGGUAUGGAGGAA
Anopheles coustani is the source of this 2365-nucleotide messenger RNA. RefSeq lists its product as uncharacterized. Bases 233 to 2236 code for a protein of 667 amino acids. NCBI's taxonomy places the organism in Eukaryota, Metazoa, Arthropoda, Insecta, Diptera, Culicidae. Gene Ontology annotation, molecular function: protein binding. The record is from RefSeq and is a predicted model, not a curated record. The transcript has 3 exons.